AUGUCUCACAUAUAUGACAAAAUUAUCAAUUUUUUCAAUAGCGAAUAUCAGAGACAAAGAGCAGCCCAUGCAUCUUAUGAGAAAAUCAUGGAAAACCAUUUAUUGAUCUCUCGAUCAUCUGAAUUAGAUAAACUGAAAAAAUCCGAACCUUUCAUGAUUUUAGGAGGGGUAGUGGUGUCGUUUUUGAUAGGUUUUUCUUUAUCAAAGAGAUGGCUCCUUCGAUUAACUAUCACAGGAGCGGGGAUGGCCAUAAUUAAAGGAUUAAUACAUCCUUAUUACACAGCAAACACUUUAGAAUCUUUGGCAGAAAAACCAAAUGAUGUGGGGCAGACAAUCCGAGCUAUUUAUUUGUUUAAAUACCCAGAGUAUGAAAAAAAUAAGCACUUUGAAGAUUUAUCUAGAAAAUAUAGGAAAUUCAUAUUUAAGAAAGCAAAAGAGAGCGAGAAAGAAAAUGAAGAAAAUUAUGAAGAUGAAGAGGAAGAGGAAGAGAAUAAUUAA
This is a messenger RNA of Blepharisma stoltei, 498 nucleotides long. NCBI's taxonomy places the organism in Eukaryota, Ciliophora, Heterotrichea, Heterotrichida, Blepharismidae. The record is from the annotation of a GenBank genome assembly.